CAAGCUGCACCGGGCGCAGAGGUCCCGGAUGUCUACCGCGCCGGAAGAGAAGACAGCCUCUUUCCCAGCCAUCUUUUGGCUUCACUAGCAAGCGAGCUCCGCGCUCCAGGCCUCGUAGAAUCGGAGGACAUCCACCUCUCUAGGGGCCAUCAUGCCCGGACACCUGCAGGAAGGCUUCGGCUGCGUCGUUACCAAUCGUUUCGACCAGUUAUUCGACGACGAAUCGGACCCGUUCGAGGUUCUGAAGGCGGCGACGGAGAACAAGAAGAAGGAGGGAGCGGGGGCGCCCGGGGCCCAAGGAGCGGCCAAGACCGCGGCCCAGGCCGCCAAGCAGCCCAAGAAGGAGUCGCAGAAAGACCGCAGGAACCCGCUGCCCGAGAAGAAGGAGGAGGUGGCGCCCCCUGUGGCCCUGAAGAAGGAAGGGAUCAGAAGAGUUGGCAGAAGGCCCGACCAGCAACAGCAGCCGCCCCAGCAGCAGCAGCAGUCCUCACAGGCCCCACAGGGCGAAGGGAAGCCCACCGACAGAAGACCCGUCGAGAGGCGGCCACCCCGUGAACGACGCUUUGACAAGCCGGCCGAAGAGAAGGGUGAAGCAGGGGAAUUCUCUGUGGACAGGCCCCUCGGAGGAGAGAGGCCACCUCGUGGUCGCGGCGGCCCCGGCGGAAGAGGCGGGCGCGGCGGCCGUGGACGCGGUAUUGGCAGGGGCGAUGGCUUUGACUCCCGUGGCAAACGUGAAUUUGACAGACACAGUGGCAGCGACCGAGCUUCUUCACAUUUCAGUGGCCCGAAACAUGAGGACAAGAGGGGCGGCAGCGGAUCCCACAACUGGGGAACUGUAAAGGAUGAACUGAGCGAACUGGACCAGUCAACUGCGACCGAGGAGACGCCUGAAACCGAAGAACAACCCACCGCCGACUCUGAGAACAAGGAGAAUGAGGUUGAGGAGGUGAAGGAAGAGGGACCCAAGGAAAUGACCCUGGACGAAUGGAAGGCCAUGCAAGACAAAGAGCGCGCAAAAGUUGAGUUCAACAUCCGGAAACCAAACGAAGGCGCUGACGGCCAAUGGAAGAAGGGCUUCGUCCUCCACAAGGCUAAGAGUGAAGAGGUCGAUGGAACCAACCUCCUGUGGAGCGCCCGUGGAGGAUUCGCAGAGACCGGCUUAUCAGUUCACGCAGAGACUGAAGGUUUGGAUCACCAUUUCCGCAAGCCUGCGAAUGACAUCACUUCCCAACUUGAGAUCAAUUUCGGAGACCUUGGACGCCCUGGCCGCGGACGUGGCGGCGGAAGGGGAGGCCGCGGACGCGGUGGAAGGCCCAGUCGUGGGGGUAGAACUGACAAGUCAAGCGUCUCGGCUCCUGACGUAGAUGACCCCGAGGCUUUCCCAGCUCUGUCGUAAACUGGAUGAGUUAAAAAAAAAAAGUUCCCAUCCUGGCGCCCAUGUGGCCCCUCCCUUCUACGAGGCUUGCAUGCUUAAGGAUCCUUAAAAACAACAACAACAAAACAAAACAAAAAAAAUUAAAGACUGUCGAUCAUACCAUUCACACCUAUGGACUGAAUUUUAUCUGUUUUAAAAGAAACAAAAAAAAAAAUGGACUUCUCUCGCUACACAGAAGCAACCAUACGGUAGUUCAGUUUUGUAUUUAGAUACGUACUGGUAGCAGGGACGUUUUCAUAAUUUUUCCAGAGAUUAUGCAUUCUUCAUGGAUACUUUUUUGUAUGGCUGCUUGAAAAUAUGCGUUUCCAAACUUGAAAUAUAGGUGUGAAAAGUGUGUACCAGUUAAAGAUUUUACUUCAUCUGUGUUUUUAUUCUCUUCAAAUAUUUUAUUUCAUUUUAUUUUUUUUCAAUUUAAAAUUAGGUUGUGUAUAAGCCAUGCACGCUGCUUAGCUUUUAAAAACUUUAAAUGUUUUUUAUUUUUAUUUUUUUGCUUAAAUUUUAUUUUAUUUAAUACCUAAUUUCAAUUUGGAAAGGAAUGCAGCGGUGAUGGUGGUUGAUUUUUUUUUGUUUUUUUGUUUUUUUUAGGCUUAUAAAAAAAAAAAUAAUAAUUAUGAAAUUUUAGGGUACUGAGCACCCCAUCGCCAGUGUUUACAAGCAGUCUACUGGAAUUUUACCUAUAUACUUUAUUUUUUAUUUUUAUUUUAGUCAGUCCCGUAAAAUUAUAAUUUUUUUAUUUUUUAUGUCCAAGCGCACAAUAGCUUUAAAUCCUAAAUGUGGAAUGUGCAGCUGAAUUUCCUGUUUUGGGGAAGUGUGGGGGGGACUGUAGUAUAUAUUUUAUUUUUUUAAAUACACAUGAAGAAAAACCAAGUCCAAAGCCGUGAUCCUCACUCAACCUGUGGCUCUCCCAGUUGUUUCAAAACUACAACUCCCAGCAUGCCCUGCCAGUUGUCGAGGGCCAAGUUGCUGUGUUGUCCAACCUGUGCAUCUCUAGCUGUUGCAAAAACUACAACUCCCAGCAUGCACGGACAGCCUUUUGAUGGCCAUGUUGCAGUGUUUUCCGACCACUGACUCCCCAGUUGUUGCAAAACUAUGAUUUCCGUCAUGCCCUGAGAGCCGUAUGCUGUCAGUGCAUGCUGGGAGUUGUAGUUAUGCAACCGUUGAAAAGCCAAAGGAUAUUAGGGCAUGCCGGUACUUUGAGGUUUUUGCAACAGCUGGAGAUGCGUGGGUUAGACAACACUGCGGUAUGGCCACUGAUAUCUGUCAGGGCAUCCUGGGAGUUUAGUUGUGCAACAGGUUAAAGGGGUACUCCGGUGAAAACUUUUUAUUUUUUUUUAUCAACUGAUGCCAGAAAGUUACAGAUUUGUAAAUUACUUCUAUUAAAAAAAUCUUAAUCCUUCCAGUAAUUAAUUUCUUUUUGAAACACAGAGCUCUCUGCUGACAUCACGAGCACAGUGCUCUCUGCUGACACCUCUGUCCAUUUUAGGAACUGUCCAGACCAGCAUAUGUUUUCUAUGGGGAUUUUGUCCAGAGUAGGAGAAAACAUAUGCUGCUCUGGACAGUUCCUAAAAUGGACAGAGAUGUCAGCAGAGAGCACUUGUGUUCCAAAAAGAAAAGAAUUUCCUCUGUAGUAUUCAGCAGCUAAUAAGUACUGGAAGGAUUAAGAUUUUUUAAUAGAAGUCAUUUUACAAAUCUGUUUAACUUUCUGGCACCAGUUUAUUAAAAAAAAAAAAAAAAAAGAGAAAUAAAAAAAUUCCACCGGAGUACCCCUUUAACUGCUGCAGAUUGGGGAUCGCUGGUGUAAAGUAUAAUCUGGUCAUUUGCUGCAACCCUUGUAUUAGGAAGAAGCAUUUUAUAUAUGGCACUGAAGAGGCUUUUUUUUUUUUUUUAGGUCACUGACUCUUUGCAAUCUUGGGUGAAGCAAAAUGACCCCCCCCCCCCCCUCCCUCUAAUCUUCACCCCCAAAAAUUGUCAUAAUUUUUCAGCUUCUCAGUUUCACUGGUUGACAAAUGAAUGUUCCUCCUCAUCCAGGGGAAGCUAUACAAAUUCCGCUCCCUUUUUAUAUUUUUUUCAUUUUAUUUUAUUUUAAUUUUUUAGAUUAUUUAAAUUGCUAAUUUUAAAGGGGGGGGGGGGAGGGGUGUUUAAAAAAAAUAAAUAAAAAAAAUGACCACUUCAAAAACAGACAAAAAAAAAACAAAAAAAAGGACACGAAAGAAAAACACAAAUAAAUAAAUACUCAAAAAAAAAAAAAAUACUCAAAAAAAGAAUAAAAAAAAUAAAAAUGUUGUCUACAGUGUUUGUUAGGAUGAGACUCCUAUUUAAAUAUUCUUUUUACACUUCUUAGCAGGCUAUAAAAAUUUGUAGGUUUAGGUUCUUAUCCGCAUAGUUUAAGUAAAAAAAAAAAUGCAACAAAAAAAAAAAAUACAGAUAUUAUCGCCCUAUUUUUAUAUAAGCUGUACAGUCGACAAAAGUAUCCAGAACCGGCAAGCAAGAACGAUGAGCGCGAUCGGUAACGUUCCGGUGCCCCCCCCCUCCCCUCCGUCUUGCUUUGGUUUUGUACUUUUCCGGAAUCGCCCGGUGGUUCCAGCGCUGGCAGAUUCAGUGGUAAUUUUUUUAUUCUUCUGGCUGUUAUGAGAUUUAUUUUCUAGGAGAUUUUAAUUUUACUAUGAGGCUACAAACCAGAAGUAUUAGAGGAGACGAGCCUGCGCCGUACAGGGGGCGCUGUUCACUCCCUAUAAAAUGCCUUUGCAUGAUAGGUGGGGGCUUUUUCUAGGGGGUUUCAGGUUGCCCCCACCCAGAGUAAGUGAUUUUGGUCACUGUCAAGAACUUGAUAGUUGUUCUUGAAUGGGAAUUCCAACCAGGGUGCCUCCAGCUGUUGCAAAACUACAACUCCCAGCAUGCCCGGACAGCCUUUGGCUGUCCGGGCAUGCUGGGAGUUGUAGUUUUGCAACAGCUGGAGGCGCCUUUUUAAAGGGAAAAUGUCAGCAAGUUGAAGACUCUUACCUUCUCAUAUGGUCUAUGGAAGUGUUUCCCAACCAGGGUGCCUCCAGCUGUUGCAAAACGACAUCUCCCAGCAUGCCCGGACAGCCAAAGGCUUUACAGGCAUGCUGGGAGUUGUAGUUUUGCAACAGCUGGAGGCACCUUGUUUCGGAAACACUGGUCUAGGGGCACUUGAUUAAAAGGGGUGUCCUGAAAUACAGAAAAAAAGCAUUGUUUUAUUUUUUCCCUUUUUCUGAGAACAGCACCACCCCUGUCCUCAGGUAGUGUGUGGUAUUACAACUUGGCUCCAUUCACUCUUUCAUUAUUUUUCAACCAGGGUGCCUCCAGCUGUUGCAAAACUAUAACUCUCAGCAUGCGUGGGCAGCCUUUGGCUGUCCAGGCAUGUUGGGAGUUUUAGUUUUGCAACAGCUGGAGGCACCCUGGUUGGGGGAAACACUGCUCUGAUUGAACAAAGCUGCAAUAUGUCACUCAAACUGAGGUCAGAUGUAGCGUUGUUUUUAGAAAAAAAAAAGUAGCUGAUUAUGACUUUUUUUUUUCUAACAAUAGCGCCACCCGUAUCCUCAGGUUGUGUGCGGUAUUACACAUUUUCCCCCUGUCUUUGGCUCCUUCCUGUUCUAAUACAGGAUAAUCCCUUUACACAAAACACCAUUAUUAACCCUCCUCUUCUUUGUUUUUGUGUAUUAUAAAUUUUUAGAAUUAUGGUAAUAAGGGAGUUGUUUGACCCCCAGGACCGUUGUUUCCCAACCAGGGUGCUUUCCCAUGUUGCAGAACUACAACUCCCAGCAUGCUGGGAGUUGUAGUUUUGCAACAUCUGUGCAGCUAGGGUAAAAGUAAUGCGUUUUAAUAAAAAUAUGUACCCAAAACUGUGACAGCCGAUAAUAAAAGUGUGCCUUUAAUCAUUGUCCCCUGCCCUAUUGGCCUAUAUUCCGAGUAGAGAUGAGCGAAUGUACAGUAAAUUCGAUUCGUCACGAACUUCUCGGCUCGGCAGUUGAUGACUUAUCCUGCAUUAAUUAGUUCAGCUUUCAGGUGCUCCCGUGGGCUGGAAAAGGUGGAUACAGUCCUAGGAGACUCUUUCCACCCCACCGGAGCACCUGAAAGCUCAACUAAUUAAUGCAGGAUAACACAUCAACUGCUGAGCCGAGAAGUUCGUGACGAAUCGAAUUUACUGUAAAUUCGCUCAAACCUGCGUCUUCAAACCUGCUGACUGUUUCCCUUCAAGGACUAGUGCACAUGGGGUGGCAGCCGUCUGUAGGUGCAGAUCGAUAGUAGGGUAACGUGCAAAAAUGUCUACGUGACUUGCGCCAUGUUCCGGCUGCAUCGAAAACCCACGUACAAUGCAAAUCAUCGAUGCUCCUUUUCCGUUGUGAUGCAUUACGGGUGUAGCGCGUGUCGUCAUAAUGACCCCCCACCACAGUGACUAAGCUCAAUGAUCCCCCGACGUCAGUGCUUUCUCCAACAAGGGUGCCUCCAGCUGUUGCAAAACUACAACUCCCAGUAUGCCCGGACAGCCGUUGGCUGUCCGGGCAAGCUGGGAGUUGUAGUUUUGCAUCAGCUGGAGGCACCCUGGUUGGAAAGCACUGUCCUACGUAAAGCUCUCCAGAAACUACAAGUCCCAGCAUGCCCUUUGGGGAAAAAGGACCUUGCACAGAAUUAAGCAACUCACUGCUGCACUCUCAUCCUGUAGGGGCGUCCGAGUGACCUGAGCAUCUGAAGCGGCCAUCGCCUCGUACAAGCAUGCAGGUAGCCUCAUAGCUGUAGCAAAAACAAACAAAAAAAAAUCAAAUAAGCUUUAUGAUAUGUUGUGACGUUUGCCGGUGUGCAGUUCUUUUUCUUAUGUGAAUUUUCUGCCUGUCUGCCAUAUCUAUAGCACUAAAAAAACAAAACAAAAAAAAAAAAAUGUUUUACUCUUAUGUGGUUUCUGUGGCUGCAGCAAAUUCACUUUUUAUUUUUUUAUUUUUUUUGGGUUGGAUUAAACUUGAAUGCAAACAGGUAUCUCCCCUACCCCCCCUUUUCCUUUUCCCGAUUCUUCUCUGGUGCAUAUAAAGUAAGCCCUCCCCUCGCUCUGCAAAAAAAAAAAAAAAAAAAAUAUAUCAAUUAAGAAAAAUUAAAAUCCUAUAGCCGAUAAAAAGUCCAUCUGACUUAGUUGAUGAUGUUUCAUAGUUGUAAAUUUGCCUUAAAGUCCAUUUUUAUGUGUGAACUGAAACUGUGAACCAACCUGUCUGUGAUGGAUGCUUAUUGAAUUAAAGGUUAAUUUUCAUGCUCUU
Messenger RNA from Hyla sarda, 6696 nucleotides. It is a transcript of the gene SERBP1, whose product is annotated as SERPINE1 mRNA binding protein 1. Gene Ontology annotation, molecular function: mRNA 3'-UTR binding. The record is from RefSeq and is a predicted model, not a curated record. The transcript has 9 exons. Bases 152 to 1396 code for a protein of 414 amino acids. Gene Ontology annotation, cellular component: cytoplasm; nucleus. NCBI's taxonomy places the organism in Eukaryota, Metazoa, Chordata, Amphibia, Anura, Hylidae.